AUGACUGGAAAAGCGCUAGCUCAGAUCAUUGAUAUCGUUUUCAAGGCAAGCAGGUGGAUUCAUGGCAAAACAAUGGGCGAUGCGACCGAUCAAUUUCCGGUUGACAAAUUGGAAUGCUUGUUUGUAAAUCGAAGCUUGGCAAAUAUCAGAUUUCCCACUGUUGCUUGUCCAACAAUUCAUGCUGCCGAGCACAUAUAA
This is a messenger RNA of Mitosporidium daphniae, 198 nucleotides long. RefSeq lists its product as uncharacterized. The record is from RefSeq and is a predicted model, not a curated record. The coding region runs from base 1 to 198 and encodes 65 amino acids. The transcript is spliced from 2 exons. Lineage: Eukaryota; Fungi; Microsporidia.